UCGGCGCCUAUUUGUGUUUGUAUUUCGGUUUGGGUACGGGCGAGGCAGGCGGGUGCGGGCUUGGGGCGCCUACAACAUUCACUGUAUUGUCAAUAAUUUAACAUUUUUAAGACAUUUUUUAACACGGAUUCUACCCGUCUACCUACGGUUUCGGUGAGAACCUCCUAUUGCUACUGAGUUUUGAACGAAACCUGUGCAUCAAUCCAAUCUCGUUCGAGUAACGGAUUGUGAUGCUCACUUGCCGGACUCUUUAAACGUAGGAUUUGAGUAUUUUCUCCCGAUAUUAGGUAGUUUAUCUUUAUUACUAUGGCUUUCACUGAAGCUGACUUACAAGAAAGAUUAGCUGCCCUGCGCGAACAGGGCAGGAAAGCAUUGGAAACAUACAACCAAGAAUUCGAGGAGCACUAUGGCUGGCUGAACUCAGUUUUAGAUGGAUUGAAAAAUUGCACCAUCAAUGUUCAAACUGUGCUGGUGCCCAAAACACCAGGGAAACGGCAGGCCCCUUUGUCUGCUAUCAAUGAAAGUUUGGAAUCAAGUAUUGAAAUUGAGGAUGUUAAACCUGUCCGCGUCAGUGCUCAAAACAAGAGAGUGUCAAGGAAAGGACAAUCAAAGAAAGCUGCUUCUAAACUGAAAAAGGUACCAAUCAUUGAAGAAGAUGAUGAUGAUGAUGUUGAAUUUUCAGCUCCUACAAAGCCUCAGAAGAGACUAAGUGAGGAGGCUGUUGAUAAUGCAUCAAAACGUCUGUGUGGAAAUAGGACUAGUGAGACUACUAGUAGAGACAGUGGUCUGUCAUCUGUUGGCAGCCGUAACACCCGUGGCAGAUCAUUGGGUGGUUUUGCAGUAAAACAAGAAGUGAUGACUCCGAAAAACACCAGCACUAACAGCACAGUUUCUGAGGAGGAGGAGGAAGAAGAAGGAGUUUUGUCUGUUGAUGGUGAUAGCUCAUCAGCAACUUCAAGGGAUCCUUCUCAGUCUGGUGCUGUACCUCAACCUUCCAAAAAGAGGUCCCGGUCUACUGGCAGAGAUGCUUUAGUGAUAAAGGAGGAGCCCAGACGAAGUUCUCGGUGUCACUCAGAACCAAGGACACCUAAUGCUAAGCGGCCAUCUAUUGGGAGUGAUAGGACUUUAAUUUUAACAUCUGAGGCACGCGUUGUGUUAUCCCCAUACAAAGGCUCUCCUAUCUUAUCCCCCAAAAAUCAAGCGAAUUUUAGAUCGCCUAUUGUCAAAGCUCCACCUUCUCAUCUACUUAAAGGAGAAAGUGUGAAGAAAGCUGUGAAAGCAUUUGAAGCAUUGAAUGAGGAACAAGAGACUGAGAUACCAGUUCACGGCAUGAUUGCUCCCUUGAUGCCUCCUCCAUCUAAACUACUCCCGCCAUCUAAAACGACUGCAACCUCAAACCAAUCAUCUCUAGACGAUGCUCUAAAUGCUCCUACCAGAGUCACUCGGACCAAGACCAGAGCUAUGGCCAAAGCAGCUGCUGAUGAAACCAAAAAGAUAACUAAAGAUGAUCCAAAUGCUUCCACGGUCUCCAAAAUUCUAAAGUCUCCUGUUCAUUAUCAACAGAAGAAAACUACUGAAAAUAGAUUUGAUGUCCAUCAUGAAAAGGAGAACUCAACCAUUCCUUCAUCACGAAUUGUUACUAAGCCAUUUGGAAGUGCCAGCAAGCAGCCACAGUUCUUCUUUAAAGCCAGCACACCACUUCGCAUCACCCCAGUGACGCCCAGCCAUGCUGCAAGUACCUCUUUCACUGCUCCGCGUAUCAACAAUCUCGUGACAUCUGUUGAAUCAUUCAUUUUAAAGCCCGUAGUGAACCAAGAAGUCAAACCGUCUAGAGAAGAAAAUCUCCAGAAGCUUGUUGCCAAAGCAGAAGUGGCCAGCAAGAAAAAGGAAGAGAUCAUGAAGGCUCAAAUGGAGGAAAGGAUUAAGAAACGACAAGAGAAGAGAUUGAAAGUUUGUGCAGCCCGUGAGGCUAUGGAAAAAGAGAAGCUAGAAAUGCUUCAGAAACUGGAACGUGAAAGGGAAGAGAAACAGAAGCAACUUCAAGCCGAAAGAGAAGAAAAAUUGAGGCAGGAAUAUUUGAAAAAGAAGCGUGUUGCCCAGCAGAAAGCAGCUGAAACUGAAGAAAGACGGCGCCAGGAGGAGGCGGCUCGCCUUGCAAAGCUGAAGCAGCAGGAAGAUGAACAGAAUCGCAUUGCUGCGCAACGUAAAAAAGAACAGGAAGAAGCUGAUAAAAGACAACAAGAACGCAUGCAACAAGAACGUGAGGCAGCAGCUCUGAGAGCUAAAGAAGCAGAUCGGCUUGCCAAAGAAGCCUCCAUCAUUGCCAAGAAGACUUCGAAAGUCCAGCUUGAUCAAACGUAUGACAAACUCUCCCCUGGUCCUCAAACAUAUGGAAUGACACCAGGACCAGAAGAGCGGGAACCAAUCCCCAAUACAAAUCCAGACAACUAUGGCAUUGAAGAUGCUGGGACCGAUGACUCAAGUGAAGAUGAGGCAAAACCGAAAAAGGUGGUGCCUCUGUGGGCUCAGCCCAAACAUCGCAUACACAAACUUAUGGAGGACUAUGAAAUAAAUCAUCAUCAGAUGUUCGUCUUCUUUGGUAGCAAGAAGAGUACUCCAGAUUUGAGUAAAAUCUUUGUUGCUAUCGAUCGCCGCCAGUUGAUUCGGAAGUCAAGUGCUGUAUGGCGCACGCCGCCAGUGAAACAUUGAGUGAAUCAUUAUACUCUUAUUUUCCCUUUUUGUAUGUGUUUCUAAAUUAAAGUUUCAAUAAAAACAAAUUGAUAAAAAACAAA
Molecule: messenger RNA, 2792 nt
Organism: Frankliniella occidentalis (western flower thrips)
Lineage: Eukaryota; Metazoa; Arthropoda; Insecta; Thysanoptera; Thripidae
Product: inner centromere protein A-like
Exons: 14
Coding region: 307-2709 (800 amino acids)
Biological process (GO): meiotic spindle midzone assembly; positive regulation of protein serine/threonine kinase activity; mitotic cytokinesis
Cellular component (GO): chromosome passenger complex; kinetochore; midbody
Molecular function (GO): protein serine/threonine kinase activator activity
Source: RefSeq, a predicted model, not a curated record